AUGAAGUACCACCGUGUCGAUGGCAAGGUCGUCAGGCUCGACGAGCCUACAGACCCAUCGCGCAGUCUCAAUCUCGGCACUGACAUGGAGGCCGACGACACGCACGCAGCUGCCAUUACGCUGCUGGCGGUGCUCGAGGCGAACCCGCCCGACGCCGACGAUCCGCUCAAGCGCAACCUGCCGUUCCAGCCACGAUCGUACCGGGACUUUAUGCUCUUCGAGAGCCACUACUACGGAGUCGCGAUGGGCAUGAGCAGGGCCUACCUGUUCCCCGCAUACCUCGCCGCGCGGGCCUUUGUCUUCCUCACGGGCGGGCUCCUGCGCUUCCCCCCGUUCCGCCCGCCAAAGCUCUGGCACUCCCAGGCCAUCUUCUACCAGUCCAACCAUUUGGCGUUCUACGCCGACGGGGCCGCGAUUCACUACCCGAGGGACUGCACGUACCUGGACGUGGAGCUCGAGCUGGGCGUGGUGCUGGGCGGCAAGGGCCUGUACAACGCGGCCAGCCCGGACGAGGCGCUCGCCGCGGUGGCCGGGUUCUGCGUGUUCAACGACUUCUCGGCGCGGAACCUGCAGAUGGCCGAGAUGAGCAGCGGGUUUGGCCCGCAGCACAGCAAGGGGUUUGCCAAUAGCAUCUCGGCGGCGGUCGUUUCGGCGGACGAGGUGCUGCACCGCUACAGGCUCGGAGUUACGAUCAAUGGGCAGGCGGUUGCCCGGCCGAGGCCGGAUAACUGGCAGUUCUCGCUGGGGGAGGCGCUGAUGCAGCUCUCGCGGGGGACGAGGCUGUACCCGGGCGAGUUCUUUGGCAGCGGCACGUUUCCUGGGGGCGCGGGCAUCGAGUGGUCGAGGUUCGAGGUCAAGGUUGGCGACACGGUCAGGCUCGAGAUUGAGGGAAUUGGGUCGGUGACCAACACAAUUGUGGCUGAGGAGGUGGUGGUGUAG
Messenger RNA from Microdochium trichocladiopsis, 939 nucleotides. RefSeq lists its product as uncharacterized. Gene Ontology annotation, molecular function: catalytic activity. The record is from RefSeq and is a predicted model, not a curated record. NCBI's taxonomy places the organism in Eukaryota, Fungi, Ascomycota, Sordariomycetes, Xylariales, Microdochiaceae. The transcript has 2 exons. Bases 1 to 939 code for a protein of 312 amino acids.